AAGCCCAUAUGAGGACGCGAAGGUCGUUCCUCGUUCUCCACGAAAGAAGAACAAAACCCUAGAGGUUGGGGGAGGAACAAUUGGAGGCGCGGCUGCUCUACUGUUCUUCCGCGCUCGCGAGAUCUCCGACCUCCUUCGCUCUCCUUCCCGGCGAGGCGGCGCGAGAAACAAUGGCUUCGAAAGGCGGGCCGAGCAACCUCGAGAAGGAGCAGAUGUUUGGGAUGGCGGAGAAGGAAAUGGAGUACCGGGUCGAUCUUUUCAACCGGCUUACACAUAGUUGCUUUGAGAAGUGUAUUGAGAAAAGGCAUAAAGAAUCUGAGCUCAAUAUGGGAGAGAACAGUUGCAUUGAUCGAUGUGUUUCAAAGUAUUGGCAGGUGACUAAUUUGGUCGGACAGAUGCUUGGGAACAAGCCUCAGAUAUGAGCGGGGAAGCAGUAGUUGAAUUUUCUGUAGUAGAAUACUGUCUCUAUGUUUCUCCAUUUUGUUUCUAGAAAGUUGUCUACUUGCCAAGUAAAGCACAUCAGUUUCGGCUAAUUCAUGGACAAAAGGAAACCCUUUCCAGUGAUGUGUACGUUACUCUCCGAAUCAUGAGCAGAGGCACACGCCUGUAAUAAUUUGAUACAGCUCGAGAGAACAAUUUUGUUGCCAAAGCUGCUCCUUUUUCAUAUUAGUUCUUUAAUAUCCCAAA
Messenger RNA from Brachypodium distachyon (stiff brome), 687 nucleotides. RefSeq names its product mitochondrial import inner membrane translocase subunit TIM10. The transcript has 6 exons. Gene Ontology annotation, cellular component: mitochondrial inner membrane. The record is from RefSeq and is a predicted model, not a curated record. The coding region runs from base 171 to 422 and encodes 83 amino acids. Gene Ontology annotation, biological process: protein insertion into mitochondrial inner membrane. Lineage: Eukaryota; Viridiplantae; Streptophyta; Magnoliopsida; Poales; Poaceae.